Messenger RNA from Rotaria socialis, 2001 nucleotides. Lineage: Eukaryota; Metazoa; Rotifera; Eurotatoria; Philodinida; Philodinidae. The record is from the annotation of a GenBank genome assembly.
AUGAUCAAUAAAAUACUCCGUAAGUUUCGUCGCUCUAAUAAUACAAUUACUUCAAGUGAGACAAAUGCACCAGUGAAAACGACUAGUGAAGAGGAGGAACAUCACGAAUGGGAUCGUCCUAUAGAGUUUGUUUUUUCACUUAUUUCAAACUCGGUAGGGCUUGGUAAUGUCUGGCGUUUUCCGUAUCUUGCUGCCAGAAGUGGUGGUGGUGCCUUUCUUAUCCCAUAUUUUGUUUUAUAUUUCCUUAUUGGAGCACCUCUCUAUUACUUGGAAUUAGCCCUUGGCCAAUUUUCAAGUCGAGGUCCAGCUACUGCAUUCAUUCUUGCUAAAGGAUGGCAAGGUGUCGGUUUUGCAAUGAUUAUCAACAGUGUAUUAUGCAUGCUCUAUUAUAAUGUGGUUAUCUCAUGGGCGCUUUUCUAUUUUAUAUCAUCGUUUCGAAAGCGUCUUCUAUGGUCUGAUUGUGGGCAUUGGUGGAAUACAGUCCGUUGUUUCGUUCCUGGAGAUCGUGGAACAACUUACACAAUCAAUGGGACUACGUUUAAUUGCACAAAAUUACAGUAUCAAAAUCCUAUUCAACACCAGUGCACAGUAAUAAAUCUGACAGAUAGAAUCACUGCCACUGAAGAGUUCUACUACAAUCUUCUUCUGCAGAAAAGUAAGAGUUUCGAUGAUUUUGGCACACCAACACUUUACAUGGCUCUUUCAUUACUUGUUUCUUGGGUUAUUGUUUGCCUAUGUAUCAUUAAAGGUGUCAAAACAUCUGGCAAGGUUGCGUACUUCACGGCUAUUUUCCCAUAUGUUGUUCUGUUGAUUCUAAUCAUUUAUACUUCAACGUUAAGUGGCGCAGUUGAUGGUGUUAAAUUUUAUAUUAUUCCCAAAUGGGAGUUGGUUGGUGAUUUUAAAACAUGGCAAGCAGCCGCUUCGCAAGUGUUUUUCUCGUUGGGUCUUAGUUUCGGUUCACUGAUGGCUUAUUCAGCAUCGAAUAAGUUUGAUAAUAACUUUUUCAAGCAAAUGUGCAUCGUUGUCUCCUGUGAUUGUUUAACGGGAGUCUUUGCUGGAUUUGCUGUUUUUGCUACUAUUGGUUUUCUAGCUAAGGCUUUGAAUGAAACUGUAGAGAAAUACGCAGCAUCAUCAGGACCCGGUUUGGCAUUCAUCACUUAUCCAGAAGCUAUUUCAAACAUGCCAGCUAGUCCAUUCUUUGCCAUUAUCUUCUUUCUAAUGUUGCUUGCACUUGGCUUAGGCUCUCAGUUUGCAUUGACUGAUGUUCCAAUAACAUCACUCGUGGAGUUGUUUCCUCGACUUAAAAAAAAACGUCCAAUUGCGGUGGUGAUUACUUGUGUUAUUUCCUAUCUCAUUAGUAUUACAUUCACAUGCCCUGGUGGUAUUUACUUUUUUGAACUUCUUCAAGAGUAUUCAGCAAAUACUUCUAUGCUAGUUGUCGGGUUUUUUGAAGUGAUUGUCAUAUCAUACAUUUAUGGAUUUAAUCGAUUUAUGAACGACGUAGAAAUGAUGCUACGGAAACGAGCUGCAGAAUAUUAUCUAUUUUUAACUUGGUACAUAUCAGCGCCAUUACUCAUUAUUAUCAUCACUAUAACAAAACUUAUCUCUGCCGAACCAAUAAAACUUGGUGCAGGUGGUGGAUUUCCUGAGUAUAUAUUCCCGAGAUGGAGCACCAUAUUGGGCUGGUUUAUCUUCGUUUUUUGUAUAAUUCCUAUUCCUCUUGUAUUUCUAGUCAACUACAUAAAGGAAUGCUUGUCAUUACGUGCAGCGAAACGGAAUCCCAAAUCACCGAUCCAAAAUAAUGUGCCAAAGCCUAUUUACUUGCAUGCAUUAACUGAAAACAAUUCACCAAGUGAGGAUUGGGGUCCUAAAAGAAAAGAAAAUCAAAUAGGUCUUUAUCAACGAAAAAAAGAACCAUUUGAUAACCAUGGAAUACCAUUAGAAAUCUUGACUGGUGAUUCCGAUCGCAGAAAAGAGUUAUCGAACAAUGAACAAUAUUAA